Molecule: messenger RNA, 1213 nt
Organism: Nezara viridula (southern green stink bug)
Lineage: Eukaryota; Metazoa; Arthropoda; Insecta; Hemiptera; Pentatomidae
Source: the annotation of a GenBank genome assembly
AUGUGUGAGAACGAAAGGACGAGGCUGGUCGUCCUCGGCGGACCUGCCGUCGGGAAGACAGCCAUCGUCAAGAGGUUCCUCUACUCCACUUUCACGGAGAAGUACAGGAGUACUGUCGAAGAUCUUCACAGCAGGCAGUUCGAUCUUGGGCCAAUCACGAUUAAGGUGGACAUCUUGGACACUUGCGGCGACUCUCAGUUCCCGGCGAUGCGGAGGCUGUCUAUUGCAACGGCCUCGGCUUUCCUCUUGGUCUACUCCAUCACGUCGGAGGAUUCGGUUAGCCAGGUGAAGACCUGCCUAGAGGAGGUGCGGGAGCAGCGCGGCGAUUGGCAAGAGCUCCCAAUCGUCGUGGCCGGCAACAAGUCCGACAUGGCGGGUCACAGGGAGGUCUGUCUGGAGGAUGUCUCCGAGUGGCUCUACUGCAGCCUACCCAAGUUCAGGACGAAGCUGAUGGAAUGUUCUGCCAAGGAUGGCCAUAAUAUUCAAGAAAUAUUCAGGUGCUUUGUCAGUUUGGCGAGGAUCAUGCCACCUGCUACAACUGAAGAAACACCUUUGAAAAGGAGAUCUUCAGCAUAUGGAAGCAGAAGAGGAGGAAGCCCAGCAAGCAGCUCUGGGAGCCUGACCCCAACGACACCAUCAGCACCAAAGCCGAGGAGCAGAAGCCUCAUUCGGCGCUCCUCCAGGAAAGCAAAGCAAUGCCUUUCUGAGUCCAAUACUGAAACUGACUGCCACAUCUCAUAGGCCGUCCCCUAUUUCUUCAGUUUUUCAAUUACAUAUAAUAGUGUUUGUGUAUGGAAUUAUUUAUUUUUUGGUUUGAUUUACAUAUUUAGCAUUAAAUUUGAUUUACAUAAUUGAUUGGGAUAAUUUUAUUUAGGAAUCGUUAGAAUCAUAAAAGUGGUUCAUUUUAAAAUAGUUGAUUCACAAUGAUGUUUUGAACAGUAGUAGAAGCUUUGAGGUGGUAUUAUUGCAAAUUUUAACUUCAUAACUAGUUCAAAAGUCAUAUCUUAUUGAAACUUUUAAUUUCCUGUUUUGAAAAACCAAUAUAUGAUACAGUGUCAAUUACAUAAAAAUAUUGAAAAAUAAAAAAUUUCAAACUGAAACUUAAACGGUUCAAUUAUCAUUUUUAAUUGAUCAAAUGUAUCAUUUGAAAACUUAAAAAAUUAUAAUAUAAACACGUGGAUCUGGCAGAGCAGGCACAAAUAAUAGGUUGAAC